Schistosoma curassoni is the source of this 1198-nucleotide messenger RNA. Lineage: Eukaryota; Metazoa; Platyhelminthes; Trematoda; Strigeidida; Schistosomatidae. The record is from the annotation of a GenBank genome assembly.
GAAAGAAACAAAUAAACACUUAAAAAACUUAUAUAAAUACUACAAGGUCUAACAACAAUUAAUACCGUUGGGAACAAGAAGAUGAGGCAUAGCUUUGCAACUGGCCAGUUUAUACUGCUCUAUUCCAUCAUCGUAUUAAUUUUUAAAUUCUUCGACUGCCAUGACAUUUGCACAAAACCUGAAUUGAGGAAAUAUGAAAAAGUAAUUUUUGAAAGUGAUGCAUAUAGUUAUGUAAGUAAUCAGUCCGGUUCCAAUACAAAUAUUCAGUCUCACCACUAUUAUUAUUCCCGGAUGAUCCGCUCUGAUCAGUCUCCUCCAAUUGUUAGCGGCACGUUUGAAAGACUGGUUGAUACUAAAGAUAUCGAUGCGAAGUUCCCGUUUACGUUUUACGGUUCUCAAGUCGUCAAAUUCAGAAUAUUAACUACUGGUAGAAUUGAAAUGUACGAUAAAGCGUACUCAGGAGUAGUUAGAAAUUAUGUGAGAAGCGGUUAUUAUGUGAAAACUGAUAUUUCGGAUAGGCGGGAAUUAUUAGCCGUCAGAAUGUCUUAUUAUCCAGAUGCUGGUGGUGAAAUCCCUGCAUUCACUAUAACUACUCUGAUACAUCCGAAUGGGAAGAUAUCAAUCUAUUAUGCGAACAUUCCUAGGGUAGCUAGCAGAAUCGAAAGGCCAUCGGGAAUUUAUAAAUGGUUAAAUUGCGGAGAAACAGAUAAGAAAGUAACUGAAAUAUAUGUUCCUAAAAUGCGGAUCCGAAGUGCAACGUUAGUGGAGUAUGAAGCUCUCGGGGAUUGUCCGAAAUACGAUUCGACUGAAGCAUGUCAUGGAUCAACACCACCGAAAACAAGGUGUAUAUGGUGUGAAACAGCCAAUAUGUGCAUUACCAGAAGUGAUGAGGAUACUUAUGAAUUCAAAGUAAAUGGUUGCAAGAAUAAAGUAAGUGAUUGAUAGACUUCACACAUUGUUUUCAAUAUUACCAUAUUCUACAUUGUGAAUCUGUUUACUCGGAAGAACAUUUUUUUUGCAAACGAGUAGUGUAUUUUAUACAUUCAUGAUGUUUAAUCAGAUAUGAGUACGAUGCUAUGUUUCCAUGUAGACAUUCAACAACCAAUAGAAGCGUCGUUUAACACUUGUACUUGAAAAAAUGGUAUUUCUCCUGCUCAUAGAAUGUGUAGUUAUUCUCGAUGUCCAAUAUGAAACCGUC